Molecule: messenger RNA, 1203 nt
Organism: Trichoderma citrinoviride
Lineage: Eukaryota; Fungi; Ascomycota; Sordariomycetes; Hypocreales; Hypocreaceae
Product: cyclophilin-like protein
Exons: 2
Biological process (GO): protein peptidyl-prolyl isomerization
Cellular component (GO): nucleus
Molecular function (GO): RNA binding; peptidyl-prolyl cis-trans isomerase activity
Source: RefSeq, a predicted model, not a curated record
AUGUCUGUCCUGCUAGAAACAACUGUCGGUGACAUUGUCAUUGACCUGCUCACUGAUCACGCUCCCAAGCUCUGCGAAAACUUCUUGAAGCUCUGCAAGGUCAAAUACUACAACUUCUCGCCCGUUCACUCCGUCCAAAAGAACUUUUCCUUCCAAACCGGCGAUCCCCUUGGUCCUCUCUCGAAAGAAUCUGAUGGCGGCUGCUCAAUAUGGGGCCUCCUGUCGGGCGAUCCGGCCAAGCGCACAUUCACAGCUGACUUUCACCCCAAGCUGAAGCAUCUGGAGCGAGGCACUGUGAGCAUGGCGACGGUACCGCUGGCCUCAGACCCGGACACGAGGGUCGCGGCAUCGCAAUUCAUCGUCACGCUGGGCGAAGAGACGGAUUACCUCGAUGGCAAGGCGGCCAUCUUCGGCAAGGUCGUGGAGGGCUUUGAUGCGCUGGAGAAGAUUAACGAAGCCAUGGUCGACGAUAAGCAGUAUCCAUUUGUCGACAUACGCAUCAAGCACACAGUCAUUCUCGAUGAUCCCUAUCCGGAUCCUCCCGGUCUGAGAGAACCUAGCUCCAGCCCUCCCCCUUCAGACGAGCAAUUGCGAACGGUGCGAAUCGCCGAUGAACAAGAACUUCACGAGAACGAUGACGUAGACGAGGAGGAGCUGGAAAAGAGAAGGCGGGAGAGAGAAGCCAGGGCGCAAGCCUUGACACUCGAACUGAUGGGCGAUCUUCCCUUUGCUGAGGUGAAGCCUCCAGAGAACGUCUUGUUCGUGUGCAAACUGAACCCCGUCACGCAAGACGAAGACCUGGAACUCAUCUUUGGUCGCUUCGGCAAGAUUCUCAGCUGCGAGGUCAUCCGCGACCAGAAGACGGGAGAUAGUCUCCAGUACGCUUUUAUAGAAUACGAGGACAAGGCAUCGUGCGAACUCGCAUACUCCAAGAUGCAAGACGUGCUCAUCGAUGAUCGACGAAUUCACGUCGACUUCUCACAGAGCGUCAGCAAGCUCAGCGACGUCUGGAGGAAUGACACUAACAACAAACGGAGAGCAAGGGCGCGGGGAGGAUGGGGUGGCGUGCAGGAGCUCGAGAAACGACGGCAGUAUCGAGAAGAGGAUGAGAGGAGUUCUGGUAAGAAUUACAAUAUGGUGUAUAGCAAGGACGAGAUGAAGGGGAGACACGACGAUCGAGGCUCCAAUGGCCGGAGAAGUGAG